GGAAGCCUGUGGGAGCCCGUGGCCUUUAAAGUACGGUUCAGCCCUUUCCUCCAGGAGGAGUUUGUAAACACGGCUGUGAGCGGGGCUCGCGGGUGGCAGAAAGGAUCAUGAACUAGUGACCUGGGAAGUAUCCUUGCCAUGAAAAGGAGGAUGUGAUAGGUUGUCCAACUUAUGAAAUUCAAGUUACAUGUGAAUUCUGCCAGGCAACAUAAGGACCUGUGGAAUAUGAGUGAUGACAAACCCUUUCUAUGCACUGCCCCUGGAUGUGGCCAGCGUUUUACCAACGAAGAUCAUUUGGCUGUCCAUAAACAUAAACAUGAGAUGACACUGAAAUUUGGUCCAGCACGUAAUGACAGUGUCAUUGUGGCUGAUCAGACCCCAACACCAACAAGAUUCUUGAAAAACUGUGAAGAAGUGGGUUUGUUUAAUGAGUUGGCAAGUCCGUUUGAGAAUGAAUUCAAGAAGGCUUCUGAAGAUGACAUUAAAAAAAUGCCUCUAGAUUUGUCCCCUCUUGCAACACCCAUCAUAAGAAGCAAAAUUGAGGAACCUUCUGUUGUAGAAACAACUCACCAGGAUAGUCCUUUACCUCACCCAGAGUCUACUACCAGUGACGAAAAGGAAGUACCAUUGGCACAAACUGCACAGCCCACAUCAGCUAUUGUUCGUCCAGCAUCAUUACAGGUUCCCAAUGUGCUGCUCACAAGUUCUGACUCAAGUGUAAUUAUUCAGCAGGCAGUACCUUCACCAACCUCAAGUACUGUAAUCACCCAGGCACCAUCCUCCAACAGGCCAAUCGUCCCUGUGCCAGGCCCAUUUCCCCUUCUGUUACAUCUUCCUAAUGGACAAACCAUGCCUGUUGCCAUCCCUGCAUCAAUUACAAGUUCUAAUGUGCAUGUUCCAUCUGCAGUCCCACUUGUUCGCCCAGUCACCAUGGUGCCUAGUGUUCCAGGAAUCCCAGGUCCUUCCUCUCCUCAACCAGUACAGUCUGAAGCAAAAAUGAGAUUAAAAGCUGCUUUGACCCAGCAACAUCCAGUUACCAAUGGUGACACUGUCAAAGGUCACGGUAGUGGAUUGGUUAGAACUCAAUCAGAAGAAUCUCGUCCACAAUCAUUACAACAGCCAGCCACAUCCACUACAGAAACUCCGGCUUCUCCAGCUCACACAACUCCACAGACUCAAAGUACGAGUGGUCGUCGAAGAAGAGCAGCUAAUGAAGAUCCUGAUGAAAAAAGAAGAAAGUUUCUAGAGCGAAAUAGAGCAGCAGCUUCAAGAUGCCGACAAAAAAGGAAAGUCUGGGUUCAGUCCUUAGAGAAGAAAGCAGAAGACUUGAGUUCUUUAAAUGGACAGCUUCAGAGCGAAGUCACCCUGCUGAGAAAUGAAGUGGCACAGCUGAAACAGCUUCUUCUGGCUCAUAAAGAUUGCCCUGUAACCGCCAUGCAGAAGAAAUCUGGCUAUCAUACUGCUGAUAAAGAUGACAGUUCAGAAGAUCUUUCAGUGCCAAGUAGUCCACAUGCAGAAGCUAUCCAGCACAGUUCUGUCAGCACAUCUAAUGGAGUCAGUUCUACGUCAAAGGCAGAAGCUGUGGCCACUUCAGUCCUCUCCCAGAUGGCGGACCAGAGUACAGAGCCUGCACUUUCACAGAUUGUCCUGGCUCCCUCCUCCCAGCGCAGCCCUCAGGAAGUUGAUUAAAACCUGCAGUGCAGCAGUUUUAGAUACUCAUUAGUGACUUCAAAGGGAAAUCAAGGAAAGACCAGUUUCCAUUUAUGCGAAAUCUGUGGUUGUAAAUUUUUUUUUUUUACUUGAAAUUAAAUUUGGCUCUAAAGUUGGUGAUCAGACUGAACAACAGUUUUUAGUCUCUGGAAAAAGACUGAUUUUGCUUUUUUUUAUAAAUAUUGUUAGAUAUAUUAAUUUUUCUGUGCUCAUUGUGUAAAUUGUAUCAUAAUUCAUUGUGGUUUAUUUCACUUUUAAUUUGGUGGUGUUUUAAUAAAUGGGGGUGUUACUGAAUCUCUCUUCCCACUUCCAUUUCUUUUCCCUACCCCUAAUCCUCAACUAUGACGGUAGUGUUGUUAUCAUUUAUACCAAAGUUCUUCAUAGUCCCUCUUGACUUUGUGAUGUGAACAAAGUCCUAAAGCACUAGGCAAGAUGAAGAUAGAAAUUUGCUUUUAAUCUUUUUGCCUUUUAUUUUGCACAUUAUGCAAAAGGAAGUAUAUUAGAGAACACUUUUUUUUAAGUGAGCGCAAACAUGAUAAAAGACAUACAGUGCUUUUAUGCACGUUCUUUAA
Messenger RNA from Castor canadensis (American beaver), 2282 nucleotides. The record is from RefSeq and is a predicted model, not a curated record. NCBI's taxonomy places the organism in Eukaryota, Metazoa, Chordata, Mammalia, Rodentia, Castoridae.